CCCGUCCGUAAGGCCCGACUGGGGUUCCAACCUCGGAGCUCACCAUCUCCGGCAACUUCCUCUACUCCCCCUUUUGAGGCUCGUAUCGUACGGAUGAAGUAGAAAAAAGAAAUUAAGAAAAAAAAAAAACAUCAUCAACAGGGAGAAGCAUAUUCACUCUCUUUCUCUCCCUUUCGUUUUCAUAGUUCUGUGUCAAAUGCUUGUCUUUGAGCCAAAAAAAAAAGAAAAAAAAGAGCUAAUUCAGAAGAAGGUACAAGGGCCACCUGCUUUCUUUACUUAACUACUACCUAUUUCUUACAACUGUUGCCUGCAAUCCUUCCAAAAACCCAACUUCUCCUUCACUCCCCUCUUAUCUAUAUAUCUCCUUUUCUUCUUCUUCUUCCUCUCCUCACCAAGGAAAUCACAAUUUAGCUUCUAACUUUGCCUUUUUUUUUUCUUUUCAUCUGCAAAUCUGGUCCUUUUUUUCUGAUGCUGGAGAGUUUGGGUAUUAGAUUUAAAUUAGUUUGAAGGGCUUUCGAGUUCUGGGUUUUCCAUUUUGGGGUAACACCCAGGUUAGUCAAAUUGUGGACAUCACGGCUAUACACAGAGUUUACCGGCCUCUUCUUAUUCAUGCCCGAUCUGUACGACGUAAGAGUUGUGUGAUCGAGAGGAACCCUGCGCCGCACGGCGGGCGUGGAGCUUUGCCUUCUGAAGGCGGUAGUCCUUCCGAUCUCCUCUUCCUUGCUGGCGGCGGUGUUGUCUUUUAGAGUUUCAGUAGUUGGUAUAGGUAGCUUUUAGUAUAAAAAAAAAAGAAAAAAAAUUACUAUCGAGGAAGCUUAUUUAGAUCGCUCGUAAGAAUAAUUUGGUGGUGGUGGUGGUGUUUUUCGUAGUCGACGUUGUUGUUCUUUGUGGGUUUUCGUUUUAUUUGAAUUUUUAUUGGACAAAGAAAGAGGUUGUAGCAAGAUGAUGCUCAGGAUUAAGAGGGUUCCGACUGUUGUUUCGAAUUACCAGAAGGAUGAGACGGAAGAGACUGCUCGCCGCAGCAGUGGGUGUGGAAAGAAUUGCCUUAGAAGCUGCUGCAUCCCAGGAGCAAAGCUUCCUUUAUAUGCUUUCAGGAAACUGAACAAUAUUGAGAGUGAAAAUGUUGUGCUUGGAAUUGAGAACAAAGAUCCCCCUGUUGCUUUUCUUGACUCGCUCAUUCUUGGGGAGUGGGAAGAUCGGAUGCAAAGAGGGCUCUUUCGCUAUGAUGUUACUGCCUGUGAAACCAAGGUGAUUCCUGGUGAAUAUGGCUUCAUUGCCCAGCUGAAUGAGGGUCGCCACCUUAAGAAGAGGCCAACUGAGUUCCGUGUUGAUAAGGUUCUCCAGCCCUUCGAUGGGAACAAGUUCAACUUCACCAAGGUCGGGCAAGAGGAGGUUCUCUUCCAGUUUGAAGCAAGUGAAGAUGGUGAAGUUCAGUUCUACCCAAGUGCUCCCAUUGAUGUUGAGAAUUCUCCAAGUGUUGUUGCCAUAAAUGUCAGUCCUAUUGAAUAUGGACACGUGCUGUUGAUUCCUCGAAUCCUUGAAUGCUUGCCCCAAAGGAUCGACCGUGAGAGCUUCUUGCUUGCACUUUAUAUGACAGCUGAAGCUGGGAAUCCAUAUUUCAGAUUGGGUUAUAACAGCUUGGGUGCAUUUGCUACAAUCAACCACCUUCACUUCCAGGCUUACUACUUGGCUGUGCCCUUUCCCAUCGAGAAAGCUCCAACGAAGAAGAUAACCACUUUGUAUGAUGAAGUGAUAAUCUCAGAGCUUUUAAGCUAUCCGGUCAGGGGUCUUGUCUUUGAGGGUGGUAACACUCUUCAGGCCUUGUCUGACACUGUCUCUGAUGCCUGCAUUUGCCUUCAAGAGAACAACAUACCAUAUAACGUCCUCAUCUCCGAUUGUGGAAAGCGGAUCUUUCUCGUUCCACAGUGUUAUGCUGAGAAACAAGCUCUCGGGGAAGUGAGUCCAGAGCUUCUGGAUACCCAGGUGAACCCAGCUGUGUGGGAAAUUAGUGGGCAUAUGGUGUUAAAAAGGAGGAAGGACUAUGAUGAGGCGUCUGAUGAAAAUGCUUGGAGGCUCCUGGCUGAGGUUUCUCUCUCUGAUGAGAGGUUCCGGGAAGUGAAUGCACUCAUCUUUGAAGUCAUUGCCAGUGGCAAAGAUGGCAUUGAACAUGCUGCUAAGAGUCUGCCUAAGGAGCCCAAUACUAAAGCUGAAUCCACUGAAGAAGAAAGCGCCAUCACCAAAACCUCCCACCACGCUAUGGUGGGUGGGACACAAGAAUGCGUUGUUCUGCAGUAGGAACUGGCAUUCCACAAACAGAACCAUGUUUCUUCUAUGUUAUAGUUUCUACUAAGCCCGUUUGGCAUGUAUGAUUGUGUAUGGCAGUGGUAGCCUAAAUAAAGCAAACAUAGUUUGCGGUGGUGUAAGUUUUUCAUUAAACCUUGGACUUGUUGAUUUGAUGAUGUACUAUGAUUGGAUAAUGUAAAAUACCAAUUAAUGUUUGUGUA
Messenger RNA from Gossypium raimondii (Peruvian cotton), 2504 nucleotides. RefSeq names its product GDP-L-galactose phosphorylase 1. The coding region runs from base 943 to 2295 and encodes 450 amino acids. Gene Ontology annotation, molecular function: GDP-D-glucose phosphorylase activity. The transcript has 7 exons. Gene Ontology annotation, cellular component: cytoplasm. NCBI's taxonomy places the organism in Eukaryota, Viridiplantae, Streptophyta, Magnoliopsida, Malvales, Malvaceae. The record is from RefSeq and is a predicted model, not a curated record. Gene Ontology annotation, biological process: glucose metabolic process.